This is a messenger RNA of Salmo salar (Atlantic salmon), 2486 nucleotides long. The record is from RefSeq and is a predicted model, not a curated record. Lineage: Eukaryota; Metazoa; Chordata; Actinopteri; Salmoniformes; Salmonidae.
CUUUAUCCCUUCUAGUAUUCUAACUUUAUGGUCCAGAGCCACCUUGAAAAUGUCCGUCUGUGUUGCUGCUUGUUCGGGACGGGGGAUUUCGCCUGGAAAUAAUACACAUUUCCACUUGAAGAAGACAAGCCACAUAUUCUAACAACCUAGAGGUCCAAAUAUCCUCAGGAGGAGUGUUGGGAGUUGGUUAUAUUGAAGCUGGCGUUUACAACCACUGUUCUUCCGUUGUGAUGUCGGGUCCCGGCUCUCAGAGAAACGUGUCCAGCAUUAAAAUCCGCCUGACAGUCUUAUGUGCCAAGAACCUCACAAAGAAAGACUUCUUCCGGUUGCCGGACCCAUUUGCGAAGGUAGUGGUGGACGGAUCAGGCCAGUGUCAUUCUACAGACACAGUGAAGAGCACUCUAGACCCCAAAUGGAACCAACACUAUGACCUGUACAUAGGGAAGACAGACUCCAUCACCAUCAGUGUGUGGAACCAGAAGAAGAUCCACAAGGGGAAGCAGGGCGCCGGGUUCCUGGGCUGCAUACGACUGUUGGCCUACACCAUCAGCAGACUGAAGGACACGGGCUACCAGCGGUUGGAUCUGUGUAAGCUGAAUCCAUCAGAUAGUGAUGCAGUACGAGGACAGAUCGUAGUGAGCCUCCAGACCAGAGAUGGUUUGGGCAGCGGAGGACCUGUGGUCGACUGUAGAGCACUGUUAGAGAACGAGGGGCCUGUGUUUGAGAGCUGUUUCAGUGAGGAGCCACUGCCGUACUCAGACCCCACGGGAGCCGCCGGGGGCGGGACCUGUCCACCGGAUUCACCCAACCAGGAGAACCGGCUCCAGGCUCAGCGAAUCAGAGACCAGGAUUCCCAAAGACACACCCACAACCCUCAGAACCGACCGCAUGGCAACCAAUCACCAGAUCUGCCUGAAGGAUAUGAGCAGCGCACUACAGUCCAAGGACAGGUUUAUUUUCUCCACACACAGACGGGAGUCAGUACCUGGCACGACCCGCGAAUACCCAGGGACCUGACCAGUGUGAGCUGUGAGGAGUUGGGUCCUCUGCCGGCCGGAUGGGAGGUGAGGAGUACGGUAUCUGGAAGGAUCUACUUUGUGGAUCACAACAACCGAACAACGCAGUUCACUGACCCUCGGCUUCACACCAUCAUCAGCCAACAUUCCCAGGUGAAGGAAGCGUCUCAGCCGCUGGGUGGGGGAGGAGGGAGAGAGAUGGAGGUGGGGGAGGAGGAGGACGGAGGAGGAGGAGGAGGAGGAGAAGAGGAAGUGACUCUGCGCUACGAGAGAGACCUGGUCCACAAACUGAAGCUGCUCAGACACGAGCUGUCGCUGCAGCAACCACAGGCUGGACACUGUCGCAUAGAGGUCUCACGAGACGAGAUCUUUGAGGAGUCAUAUCGCCAGAUCAUGAAGAUGAGGCCCAAGGAUCUGAAGAAGCGACUGAUGGUGAAGUUUAGAGGAGAGGAAGGACUGGACUACGGAGGAGUGGCAAGGGAGUGGCUGUACCUGCUGUGCCAUGAGAUGUUGAACCCGUACUACGGCCUGUUCCAGUACUCAACAGACAACAUUUACACACUACAGAUCAACCCUGACUCCUCUAUCAACCCUGACCACCUGUCGUAUUUCCACUUUGUGGGUCGUGUGAUGGGCCUGGCGGUGUUCCAUAGCCACUACAUCAACGGCGGCUUCACCCUGCCCUUCUACAAGCAGCUGCUGGGGAAGCCUAUAACGCUGCAAGACCUGGAGACCACUGAUCCGGAACUACACAAGAGUCUGGUCUGGAUACUGGAGAACGACAUCUCGUCGGUUCUAGAUCAUACGUUCUGCGUGGAACACAGUGCCUUCGGGAAGUUCCUUCAGCACGAGCUGAAACCCGACGGCCAGAACGUCCCGGUAACCGAGGACAACAAGAAGGAGUACGUGAAGCUCUACGUGAACUGGAGGUUCAUGAGGGGCAUCGAGGCUCAGUUCUUAGCUCUGCAGAAAGGAUUCAGUCAGCUGAUUCCUCAGCACCUCCUCAAACCGUUUGACCACAAGGAGCUGGAGCUGAUAAUCGGGGGCCUGGGGAAGAUCGAUCUAGCAGAUUGGAAGUCUAACACCCGUUUGAAGCACUGUGCUGUGGACAGUAAUGUGGUUUGCUGGUUCUGGGAGGCUGUGGAGAGCUUCACUGAGGAGAGGAGAGGACGACUACUGCAGUUUGUUACUGGUUCUACCAGAGUUCCACUACAGGGAUUCAAGGCACUACAGGGUUCUACAGGUUCAGCAGGCCCAAGGCUGUUUACCAUCCAUCUGAUAGAGGCCAACACAGACAACCUGCCCAAGGCACACACAUGUUUUAACAGAAUAGACAUCCCUCCUUACGAGUCGUACGAGAAACUUUAUGAGAAACUGCUGACGGCCGUGGAGGAAACAUGCGGCUUCGCUGUGGAGUGAUACACACACACACACACACACACACACACACACACACACACACACACACAC